CCUGCAGCUGUCCAAAGGAAGACUUUCAGGGCUGCAGCACUCUGUCUGGCAGUGCUCUGCUUUCUGAUGAUGACUGGAAACAUCCUCUUAUCCGUAUACUUCACUUUGCUGCAGACCAGAUACGACCAACUGAGCAACAACAACAGUCAGUUACAGAGCAGCUACGAAACACUGAGUGUAAAUCACAGUCAGUUACAGGAUGAAGUGAAGAACCUGAAGGACAGAACUGAAGUCACUUUGCUGCAGACCAGAUACGACCAACUGAGCAACAACAACAGUCAGUUACAGGAUGAAGUAAAGCAGCUGAAGAACAGAACUGAAGAGAAGUGCUGUCUUGAUGGAUGGACGAGAUUUGGCUGCAGUUGUUACUUUAAAUCAGAAGAGAAGAAGACUUGGUCUGGAAGCAGAGCUGACUGUAAGAAGAGAGGAGCAGAUCUGGUCAUCAUAAACAACAAAAAAGAAAAGGAGUUUGUCACUGAACUGAGUAAGGAUGGAGAGUCCUGGAUUGGUCUACGGUAUGAAUGGAGACAAUCAGGAUCCAAAUGGGAAUGGGAAUGGGUGGACGGAUCACCGCUGACAGAAACGUUCUGGGCAGCAGGACUGACUCACUAUGACGGUUACUGGUACGCUGCAACAUGCUGCGAUCAACAAGGAAAAUGGACACAAAGAUAUUAUUCUGAUAAUAAGAACUGGAUCUGUGAGAAAAAGAUGAUCUGAACUCUUUGAUGACAGAGAGGUGUGUAGUGUUGGGAUCAGCUUUGUUAAAUCAGACCAAUUCUUUAACAUUUGCUCAGCUGUUUAUUCUGUGUUGCUAAAUAACCUGAUUACAGAGAUAUUGUUCCUCUGCCCUUCAUAGAGCACAAUCUGGUUAGAAGUCAUGUGUACUUACUCUGUAGUCCUACAGGAUUAUUAUAAUAAAAGCUAAUAAAAACAUG
Messenger RNA from Sander lucioperca (pikeperch), 935 nucleotides. RefSeq names its product CD209 antigen-like protein E. NCBI's taxonomy places the organism in Eukaryota, Metazoa, Chordata, Actinopteri, Perciformes, Percidae. Bases 67 to 717 code for a protein of 216 amino acids. The transcript is spliced from 6 exons. The record is from RefSeq and is a predicted model, not a curated record.